Molecule: messenger RNA, 312 nt
Organism: Dendroctonus ponderosae (mountain pine beetle)
Lineage: Eukaryota; Metazoa; Arthropoda; Insecta; Coleoptera; Curculionidae
Source: RefSeq, a predicted model, not a curated record
CUUAUCCGUACAGCAAGUGCUUUUAUCUACCUUGUUAUUCAAGCUUAGAUUUCAUUAUUUUUAAUCCGUUUACUACACGCAUUUGUUGUGGAUAAUUUAUGUUGAACUAAAACAAUGCGUUUUACUCUUUGCUUGUUGAUUGCACUUUUGUUGGCCGUUGUUGAUAAAUCUGCAGGUUUGAAAUGCUACACUUGCUCGGCAACUGAAAACGACUCUGAUACUUCUUGUGAUGAUGAUCUUGAUUCGUUGGGUAAAACCGGAAUUACCGACUGUGAUAAGAAAUUCUGCACAAUCGUCCGACUUGAUUAUAUU